GUCCAUUACGGUAGCUCUGUCGGUGGAGCAGAGGAGCUUGACGGAUGCGUAGACAGAGAGGAGGGAGAGGAGGAGAGAAGCACAGAUUGCUGCAGAUCCAGAGUUUAGCGGCAGCCUAAUUUUAACCACAGCGAAGCCACAACACCUUCUGUCACCCUCCACAUCAUGUUGAGGAAGGGCUCAGAGCUGCAGAAGGGCGACAGAGAGGUCCUCCUGGAUCUGGACUAUGGAGGUGAAGCACAAACCACAGACAGCUACGGGAGUCUGCACAACGGGAGCUACAUCCCGCCGAGAUUUCUUUCAGCCGCAGCUGCUGACGAAUAUACGGAGGGUGAUGAUGAUCCCAUUCAUAUUCACUGUAACACAAGAAGCAGCCAGCCACUUCCACAGCUUGGCAAUUACUUCAGAGAUGGAAGGACCAAAAUCGACUUUGUGCUCGUGUGGGAGAUUCGCUCGCGGAGGAAGAGACGAGGGAAGGGGAAGGUGACAGGUGAGGAGGGGGAGGCCGUGCCCACUGAGGAGAGCAGCAGGUCUGAGCGGAGGAAGGCACAGCUGGCCCAGUGGAGGGAGAAGUUUGUUCAGAAUCUGGAGAGCGUUGGAUUGCUAAUGGAAAAGGAGGAAACAGCGAAUGAAAAGAAAACGAUACAUUUUCUGAAAGUCAGCGCUCCUUGGGACGUGUUGGUGUGUUACGCUGAGGAACUCUGUGUGAGAGCUCCAUUGCAGGCACAGCCGAACCUGGACUUGAACACAUCUGCUCGUGUGCUGAGUAGACUAUGCAUACCUAAUGUGAUGAUGGAGUCAGUGCCAAAUAGGCCACUGGACUAUUACACAUGUGCCUUCCGCAAGUCGAAGAUGAACAGGUUCCUUGGCUGUGACGACCAUGAAAACUAUUUCACUAAUACACAGAGACACCGUGUUGUGUAUGAGAUUCUUGCGAGGACGGUGUACGGGAAAAGGAAGAGGGCUGAGGUUGGUGUGGACAGACUGGUGAAUGAAGGGGUGUACACGGCAGCUUUCCCGCUGCAUGAGGGCCCCUUCCAGCUUCCAAAGUUCGAGGUUCGCCCUGACGAGCUGAACCAGAGGCAGAUCCUUUACCACUACUGGGCCCGCUGGUGGAAAUGGUACAAGUACCAACCACUGGACCACAUCAGGGAGUACUUUGGAGAGAAGAUUGCACUCUACUUCGCUUGGCUGGGUUUCUACACAGCCUGGCUGCUGCCCGCUGCAGUGGUCGGAACCCUGGUCUUUGUGUCUGGAGUCAUGUCCAUGGGUACCAACACACCAGCCAAGGAGGUCUGUAACAGUGGAGCGAGUUAUCUGAUGUGUCCUCUCUGCAACACAUGCAAGGCCUGGAACAUGUCUGAUAUCUGCGCCAUGGCCAAGGUGGGCUACUUAUUUGACCACCCAGGUACGGUCUUCUUCAGUGUGUUCAUGUCCUUCUGGGCUGUAACCUUCCUGGAGUACUGGAAGCGAAAGAUGGCCACCCUGGCCCAUCACUGGGACUGCAUGGACUUUCACGAAGAAGAGGAGCGACCUCGGCCAGAGUUCGCAGCGAUGGCUCCGACUAUGGAGGCAAACCCAGUGACUGGGGUCAAAGAGCCCUAUUUUCCUGAGAAGACCCGGCUGUCCCGCAUGUUUACCGGCUCCAUGGUCAUCAUUAUGAUGCUGUGUGUGGUGAUGAUCUUCCUGGUGACGGUGGUCAUGUGCCGCGGAAUCGUCAGCGUGAUGAUGUUCCACACUGGCAGCCCUGUCCUGCGUACAGAGGCAGGGACCAUAGCCAACAUCUCCAGCAGCAUCGUGAAUCUGGGCCUCAUCCUGUUGAUGGGCCGGGUCUACACUGCAUUAGCUGAGCAGCUCACUAAAUGGGAGAUGCACAGAACACAAACCCAGUAUGACAACGCUUUCAUCAUGAAGGUGUUCAUCUUCCAGUUUGUCAACUUCUACUCCUCCCCGUUCUACGUGGCUUUCUUCAAAGGAAGGUUUGUGGGUUAUCCUACCAACUAUGGGACCUUGUUCGGGAUGAGAAAUGAAGAUUGUGGUCCAGGGGGCUGCCUCAUAGAACUGGCUGAGCAACUCUUCAUCAUCAUGGUGGGAAAGCAAAUCAUCAACAACAUUCAGGAGUUCAUUAUCCCUAAAGUGAAGGCUUGGCAGCAGAAGAGAACUCUGGCCAAGGUGCUCGGCGGGAAGGCAUCCCAAGAGCCUCGGCGCUGGGAGGAGGACUACCAGCUGGUGGAGUGUGAAGGCCUGUUUGAAGAGUACCUGGAGAUGGUGCUCCAGUUUGGCUUCAUCACCAUCUUCGUGGCGGCGUUCCCCCUCGCUCCGCUGUUUGCGCUCCUCAACAACUGGGUGGAAAUCCGUCUGGACGCCCACAAGUUUGUGUGCGAGUACCGCCGGCCGGUGGCUGAACGCGCCCAGAACAUCGGAGUGUGGUUCAACAUCCUGGAAGCUCUGUCACACCUGUCCGUCAUCGCCAACGCUUUCCUCAUAGCCUUCACAUCUGACUUUUUGCCUCGCCUGCUCUACCAGUACAAGUUCGAUAAUGAUCUCAACGGAUACGUCAACUUCACCUUGGCUUACGCCCCACUUAACUACACUGAGUACCCCAUGUGCAGAUAUAAAGCGUUGAGAGACAACAAUGGAAACUACUCGCUGUUCUACUGGGAGCUUCUCGCCGUCAGACUCGGUUUUAUCAUCGCUUUCGAGCAUGUGGUGUUCUUCGUGCUGCGGGCCAUCGACUGGAUCGUACCUGACGUCCCCGAAUCACUGGAGCUGAAGAUCAAGAGGGAGCGCUACCUGGCCAAGCAGGCUCUGGCCGAAAACCAGGAGGCUCUGUUGGUGAGUCGAGGCCGAGGGGCCGCCCCUGCCACCCCAGGCACCUCCAGCCCAGGAAGCGACGCGUCCUUUGGAGUCAUGAGCUAGGACUACGGCGUGGAGGAGUGGUGUGCGGGGAGAACAGGAGGAACACCUGAGGAAAAGACACUCCUUCACAUCUGGGAAAACACGAGUGAACUUUUUCCCUUCCGCUGAUUACUGUCUCUGCACUGGUAUUUUGUUUUCAUUUUACUAAUGUGCAUACUGCUGCACAGAAAUUAUGAUAAGCAGGUGUGCAACCUCGCCCGGCUUACCCACACUUUUCAUUUGGAGAACAUUUUCAGGCUGACCGAUGAAUGUCAAUGACUCACAUUAGGCCUACACAAAUAACAGUUUUGUUCAAAAAUCCAUCCCUAAUCCGAAAAGUAUCCGCUUCUGUCUUUUCCAAGCUGGGUGCUGUCCCUCUGGAAACUGGGCCGUAGCCUGAGCAGAGUCUAUGAAUAAAGAACAAAAAUGCCAUAUAUAGUUUGAUGAUGCACUGAUGUCAAGAAGACAGUGACAGGCGACCAAAUGAAACACACUGUUAGCUUGAAAAAAAAUUACAGAUUUGUCUGGGUUUGAAAAUUUGUUGGAAACAUUUGGGAUAAUGUAGGUACACAACUCAACAGCAUAUUGUAAAGGAGCAGUACGUAAGAAUUGGCCACCUGUCAAAUUCAUACUACAAAUAAGAGGCAGCAUAUCACUGGAAAGGUAAACUAAAGUAGCUGCUAACUGCUGCUAACUGUAACUAUCAUUAGCUUGUUAGCUCAGUUCGCCAUGCACCAAACUGUUUGCUGAUUCUGCUCAGAGUUGGGGGGGGGGCAUCAGGUUUCAGUUAGUGCCGACCUCCAGAGGCCUGACCAGGGGAUUUGGUGAGUUCAGCCCCGGGGUGCCAGGAGCCAAACCGUCAAGAAAACCACCUCCAUGUUGUUGGACUGAGGGCAGACUGGAUGCUACAGUGACUGUCACCUCGUGAGGUACAAAGUGCUUUUACGAGACAGGACGGGUCAGGGCUAACUGAUUAUCAUGCUAACUUCAGAAGAUAUCUCCACAGCACAGUGUGUAGUUGUCUUUGCCAUGUCAGGCGUAUUUCUUCACAUUCUGUUGAUAGUUGUAAUUCAUUUAUUUUAUGUUCAAAAAAUGAAAAUUCUUACAUAUUGCUCCUUUAAUAUACACAUGUCAAAUAUUACAUCUUUCAGCCUGCUUACAGUUUUUGCUUCUGUUACAUAAAAAGCUGUGAAACUAGUGUAGUUUGGGGGAAAGCUCAAUAGCCUCUUGGCCACUCGAGUCACGGGCACAAUAUCUACAAUAGCAAAGCCUCAUCAGUACCAGUUAUUAGCUGUUUUUUCUACUGGUUAAUUAAAAUUGCAGCAUGGAUUGUUGAUGCUUUCAGUGUUCUGUGGGUCCAGUAGGAAAUUCGCACUGACGUGACACCUACAUCAGAGCCGACCUAGUAGCCAAGUUUGAGCAGUAUUACAGUAAAUUGAUGUUAGAUGUUUUUAAUGGCACGAACAAGCAGCCGAAUCCCUCCUGAAAAUCUCGUCUUAGCUGACAUCCAGUGGUCUAACUCUCACCUGGAUGCGGUGAUUUGCACAUGCACUCCAGGAUCCCGUCAAACAUUUGUGGUCUUUAAACCCGAGCUGAGAUAACCCCGAUGACUUUUAACAGCCCGGGCUGAGUAGUACACCCCCGUAAUGAGUAAACCAGUUUGUUCUGUGUAAAAUCAGUAGAGUGCCCAGUGCGGUUGCUUUCUGUGUGAUGACCCCUGAGGUCCAAGUGCACCUUCCUUUUACAACUAGCUGAUACUGUAAAAAAGCAAAGAACAAAUAGUCUCUUUUUUUUCCUGUUAAUUGUUAGAAGACUGAUUGUGAGCUGUUAAUAUUACAAAGACUGUCUGUCGUCUUCACCAUGAUGAAGAAACUGCAACUACCCCCUCAUCUGCACCGUAUAUGUCCGUACGCAUAUACUAUAUGUUUACCGAGCACGUCUUUUCUACUCGAAUGCUCUGCAGAGUUUCGUGUGGAGGGUCUCUGAGCAUUGCUACUGUGCGAUACUGUAAACAGGAGUGAAAUAGUACCUCGAUGAAGGACAUAUUUUGUGUGUGAGCUGUUUUCCAUUGAAGACGUUUUAGAGCCGAAUAAAUCUAGUUUGAUG
Messenger RNA from Acanthopagrus latus (yellowfin seabream), 5004 nucleotides. RefSeq names its product anoctamin 11 (gene ano11). NCBI's taxonomy places the organism in Eukaryota, Metazoa, Chordata, Actinopteri, Spariformes, Sparidae. The transcript has 24 exons. Gene Ontology annotation, biological process: chloride transmembrane transport. Gene Ontology annotation, cellular component: plasma membrane. The record is from RefSeq and is a predicted model, not a curated record. Bases 166 to 2919 code for a protein of 917 amino acids. Gene Ontology annotation, molecular function: chloride channel activity; protein dimerization activity.